Monodelphis domestica (gray short-tailed opossum) is the source of this 3097-nucleotide messenger RNA. RefSeq names its product Fc alpha and mu receptor (gene FCAMR). The record is from RefSeq and is a predicted model, not a curated record. Gene Ontology annotation, cellular component: plasma membrane. Gene Ontology annotation, molecular function: transmembrane signaling receptor activity. NCBI's taxonomy places the organism in Eukaryota, Metazoa, Chordata, Mammalia, Didelphimorphia, Didelphidae.
AGAUCUGAGGAAGACAUCUAGGUAUCUGAGUCUCAAAGGAGGAAAGGGAGAGAUACAGGUGCUCUUGAUUCCUGACCUCAAAUGGAAGGGAACGACCAUUUUCAGCCCAGAGGAGAAGGGGGCACUUACCUCAGGGCAGGAUGGAAAGUGAUCCCCCUCUUCAUCUUAUGUUUGUUUCAAGCUACUACUGCUUUGAAAUGUCCGAGAUUGGUGGUUGGGGACCCUGGGGGAAUGGUCACCAUUGAGUGCCAUUAUACCCCCACACCAGUCAACAAACACCAGAGGAAAUAUUGGUGCCGCUUGUCCCUCCCUCAGAGGGUCUGUCAUACCAUUAUCUCCACCAACAUCUUCAUCAGCCAGAGCUACCAGGACCGAGUGACUCUCGUGGACUUCCCCAGCCAGGGCAUGUUUAUAGUGACCUUGGCCCAGUUGGCACCUGAAGACGCUGGGUACUAUCGCUGUGGCAUUGGGCCUAGAACAGAUAUGCUCUUCUCCAGCAUGAAUCUGACCAUCUCUACAGGCUCUGCCAACCUCACAAUUCCGUCAAGCCUCAUCCCUGGGACAGCUUUGGCUACCAGAAGCCAGACUAUGGAAACCCUUGAGACAACAACUUCAGUUAUAGGUAGACUGGAACUUGACACAACCCUACUUGCAGAGAGAUGGGAGACAAGACCCAGUAGAAGAGAUACCACUCCAGUUGCAGUCACCCAGGCACCAGGAAUCACUGGAGCAACAACUACAGUUACAGGUGGACAGGACCUUGACACAGCUUUGUUCACAGAGGAAUGGGAGACAAGAACCAGUGGAAGAAAGAACACUGUAGCUGAAGUUACCCAGGCACCAGGAACCAGUGGAACAACAACUUCAGUUAUAGAUGGACAGCACCUUGACACAGCUUUGUUCACAGAGAGACAGGAGGCAAGAACCAGUGGAAGAAAGAACACUCUAACUGAAGUUACCCAGGAACCAGGAACCAGUGGAACAACUCUAGUUACAAGUGGACAGGUUCCAAAGACUAUUGAAACAACUUCAGCUCCAGGGAGUCAGGCCUUUGAUACAACCCUCGUUAUAAAAGGACAGGGGGCAGAAAUUUGCAGAGGACAUACAACUCCAACCAUAAUCACCAAGGCCUCAGAAAACAUUGGAAUAAUCACCUCAGUUACAAGUAGACCUAGUCCAGGAAUUCUUGGAGGAACAAUUCCAGCUUCAGGCAGACAGGAUCUUGACACAACUCUGGUUGCAAAAGGAGAAGAGGCAGGAAUGAUCAGAGGAACUCUAACCUUAGCUAGAGUCACUCAACCACCAGCACACAUUUCAAGCAAAGGUAUACAGAUUCCAGGAACAAUUAGAUUAAUAAUCCCAGGUACUGGUGAUUGGGUCAUAAAGACCACAAGAGCAGCAGAACCAGUUCCAGAAGGGCAGACUACAGAAGCCAAAGGAACAUUAAACAUAAUGGAAGGUGGUUUGGUCUUGGGAACAAGAGCAGGAACAAAAACUAUCGUAGGAACCAUUAGAGAAAGGAGAUCAACCAUUAGAAGAACAAAUGGGUUAAAUGAGGCAAUUGUGAAUGCUGGAAUACUUCCAUUUACCACCAGAAAUAUUACAGGAACCCCCAGACCUUCAAUAACAGUCAGAGAAAAUUUCAGAGAAAUAAUUCCAGGUACAUACCAACAGACUUGGGAGACCAUCAGAGCUAUAGCCCUAGAUGUAGAUGUGGGUGAUUGGUUCUCACAAACCAAAAGAAAAGAGAAAAUUUCAACUUUAGGAGGAACAACUGCUACUAAUAGACAAAGCCACUCAGAGGAACCACUGAGAAGAUUCCCGGGAGUAGCACUCCUGAUUCCUCCUAGCAAUGAGUCCAACAAAGAGAAUUCUCCUCCAGAUCAGAACCGUGUCUCCCAGAUCCUGAUCAUUUUCUCUACUGUGUUGCUCCCACUUGUUCUCCUGGUUCUGUUGCUACUGCAAAGGAAGCUCCGAAAGAGGAUCUCUCUUCGGACCCAGGAGAUGCCCAUGCUUUCUCUAAUCCAGCUGACUAACUUUCAAGAUCUCCCUGAGAAGCCGAGCCUGGAACUACGGCAGCCCCAGAGAGUCUAACUCGUCCACCAUCAUCUCCAAGGAAGAAAGACAAUCGGCGGCAGGAUCAACCUUCCCAUCUGUGCCCAUCUGAGCCUCUCUGAGGGGAAUCUGGGACCCUCAGCGCCUAAUAUCAGCCCCGAAGACAAAGGCCAGGAUCUCCUGGCCAUACAUUGUACACCGCCUCUUCCCUAUAUUUAGGAAAGGAGGCCAAAGGAGCUGGGGUUCAGCCUAGAAGAGAAAAAGGUGAGGCUGGGAAGACUUCAUUAUUUUUAAAUCUGGGAAAGUAUUAAAAUAAAGGAGGCUCAUUAAUUGUUCUCCACUCCCAAAGAACAGAUUAAGAGAUUUUCCAUUUCAGUAAGACUCCAAAAAGAAGAAUUAUGGAUCCCUGCAGAGGCUGUGGAACCUCUUUAAAGAUUUAACAGUUGCCAUCUCUCUUUCCUCCAAUCCCCCAAUUACUUUGUAAUUCUCAUAUGGCAUUUUUUACAUCCAAAAUUGUAUAAAUUACAAAUGAACAAUUUAUAAAUUUUACAAAUUACAAAAAUUCUAAAAUAGUUACUUUGGUGUGUACUUAACCCAUCACCCCCAAAACUUGUAAACUCUUUGAGGGUGUCUACUUCAGCUUUGUAUCCCCCAUAGUACUAAAUACCUAAAUUUGUGGAAUUGUAUUGUCUAGGUCACUCUGGUAUGAGAUGAAUUUAUAUCUGAGUAUUCUAAUCUUCAUUGAUUUUCCCUUUUUCUUAACUCUUCCAAUAGUCUCCAAACUUCUAUCAGUAAAAGUUUUUGAGCCCACUCUCCCCAAUAUAAGCAUAAUUAUGUAUUUAUGAAUGAUAUAUGUAUACUUCCAUAUAAAUCAUAUAGGCAUAUUUUUAUAAUAAUUAUGUAUAUUCAUUUGUAUAAUCCAUUGGAAGUGCUUAUUGGGUCUGGGAGAGGGGAGGGAAGAGGAGAGGGAAAGAAAAUGAAUCAUGUUACAGUUCAAUUUGUACAAAAUAAAAUAAAAAAAUAAAGAGAUACUAUGUCCCAA